Messenger RNA from Anisakis simplex (herring worm), 258 nucleotides. Lineage: Eukaryota; Metazoa; Nematoda; Chromadorea; Rhabditida; Anisakidae. The record is from the annotation of a GenBank genome assembly.
AUGAUUUUUGAAGAGAGCGAACCUUUUGACGAUGAUGUGGAGGAAGAGGAUGGAAGGAAGCAGCCAAACCCAGCAUCAGAACAAAGCAGUCAGCAUGGAGCAAGUGAGGAAAUAUGGAUGUCGAAAAAUUUUGCAAUGAUAUCAUCUCGACCAAGAAAAGAGCUACCUCGCAAGGCUGCCAAUGUGAUAAGGAUGCAACCAAGGCCAACACGGAUAUCAGAUACUCACUCACAGGACCUCAAGUCUUUUUUGAGCUAA